Trifolium pratense (red clover) is the source of this 747-nucleotide messenger RNA. RefSeq names its product berberine bridge enzyme-like 1. The transcript has a single exon. Bases 1 to 747 code for a protein of 248 amino acids. NCBI's taxonomy places the organism in Eukaryota, Viridiplantae, Streptophyta, Magnoliopsida, Fabales, Fabaceae. Gene Ontology annotation, molecular function: oxidoreductase activity; flavin adenine dinucleotide binding. The record is from RefSeq and is a predicted model, not a curated record.
AUGAGGCUGCUGAUUCGGCCUGUUAGUUCUAAUGUUGUGAAAGGGGAGAUAACUGUUAGGGUCACUGUUGUGACUUUGUUUCUUGGAGGUGCUGAUGAACUUGUUACACUCUUGGCGAAGGAGUUUCCUUCUCUUGGUUUGAAGAAAGAAAAUUGUUCUGAAAUGACUUGGAUUGAUUCUGUGCUUUGGUGGGCUAAUUUUGGCAAUGAUUCGAAACCUGAUGUCCUUCUUGACAGAAAUAUUGAUUCGGCAUCAUUUCUCAAGAGGAAAUCUGAUUAUGUGGAGAAUCCAAUUUCAAAAGAUGGGUUGGAAAGUAUAUGGAAGGUAAUUAAAUUGGGAAAAAUAGGAUUGGUUUUCAAUCCUUACGGUGGAAAAAUGAGCGCGGUAUAUUCAAAUGCUACCGCGUUUCCUCACCGUGCAGGGAAUCUGUUCAAGAUUGAGUACUCGGUGAAUUGGGACGAACCUGGAAUUGAUAUCGAAAAUAAUUUUACAAAUCAGACUAGAAUUUUAUACAGUUACAUGACCCCUUUUGUGUCCAACAGUCCAAGAAGAGCUUUCUUAAAUUAUAGGGACCUUGAUAUUGGUACUAAUGAUUUUGGAAAUAAUAGUUAUGAACAAGGGGUUGUUUAUGGAAUGAAGUAUUUUAAUAACAACUUCGAGAGGUUGGUAAGCAUCAAAACCGAAGUUGAUCCAGAAAACUUCUUCAGGAACGAACAAAGUAUUCCAGUUCACCCAGCUGGUAAGUAA